Trifolium pratense (red clover) is the source of this 1755-nucleotide messenger RNA. Its product is annotated as AAA-ATPase ASD, mitochondrial-like. Lineage: Eukaryota; Viridiplantae; Streptophyta; Magnoliopsida; Fabales; Fabaceae. Bases 85 to 1620 code for a protein of 511 amino acids. Gene Ontology annotation, molecular function: ATP binding; ATP hydrolysis activity. The record is from RefSeq and is a predicted model, not a curated record. The transcript is spliced from 2 exons.
UUUGAAUUCAUACGACACAAAAGUUAGAAUCACAACAAAAUAUUUUCUGACAAUUAAAGACUUCAAAUUAUUAUAAGAUAAGAUAUGGGAAUUGGGGAAAUAUGGUCAAACCUAGGCUCAAUUAUGGCUAGCAUAAUGUUUGUAUAUACCAUGUAUGAGAAAUUCUUCCCACCUCAAAUUCGUAGAUAUGUUGGAAAAUAUACUCACAAAUUCACAUACCUCAUGUACCCUUACAUAAAAAUAAAUUUCUAUGAAUUAUCCGGAGAGCGCCUCCAACGCAAUGAAACAUACACAGUCAUCCAAACAUAUCUCAGCGCUAACUCGUCACAAAGAGCUAAAAGGCUUAAAGCCGAAGUUGUCAAAGAUAGCCAAAACCCACUUGUCCUAAGCAUGGAAAACAAUCAAGAGAUCACAGAUGAGUUCAAUGGAGUCAAAGUUUGGUGGUUCGCAAAUCACACCCCGGCUAGAACACAAUCAUUUUCGGUCUACUCUACUUCAGAUGAGAAAAGAUUCUUAACACUGACAUUCCAUAAAAGAGAUCGAGAUCUCGUCACCACCUCUUACAUCCGACAUGUGUUGGAAAAAGGAAAGGCUAUUACAAUGAAGAAUAGACGGUUAAAGCUUUACACAAACAAUCCAAGCAAUGAUUGGAUGAGGUAUAGAAGCACAAAAUGGAGUCACACAACUUUUGAGCACCCUGCAAGUAUUGAAACACUUGCCAUGGAAACAAAGAAGAAAGAAGAGAUCAUAAAUGAUCUUCUUAAGUUCAAAAAAGGGAAAGAGUAUUAUGCUAAAGUUGGAAAGGCAUGGAAGCGUGGUUAUCUACUUUUUGGUCCACCUGGAACAGGAAAAUCAACCAUGAUAUCUGCUAUUGCUAAUUUCAUGAACUACGAUGUGUAUGAUCUUGAAUUAACAAUUGUUAAGGAUAACAAUGAGUUGAAAAGGCUUUUGAUUGAGACAUCAAGCAAAUCAAUUAUAGUAAUUGAAGAUAUAGAUUGUUCUCUCGAUCUCACUGGCCAAAGGAAGAAGAAAAGUGAGAUAGAUAAUGAUGAGAAUGAGGAAGACAAGAAUCCUAUAAUUAAACGUAAAGAAGAAGAGAAAAAGGAAAGUAAGGUAACUCUCUCUGGUUUGUUGAAUUUUAUUGAUGGAAUUUGGUCGGCAUGUGGCGGGGAGAGGAUCAUAAUUUUCACAACUAACUUUGUGGACAAACUUGACCCAGCUCUCAUUAGGAGGGGAAGGAUGGAUAAACACAUAGAGAUGUCCUAUUGUGGCUAUGAAGCUUUCAAGGUGCUUGCAAAGAACUACUUAGAUGUAGAGUCUCACGAUGAUUUGUUUCCGAUUAUUGAAAAGUUGUUGGGAGAGACUAAUAUGACACCUGCGGAUGUUGCUGAGAAUUUGAUGCCGAAGUCAAUCACUGAAGAUUUUGAGACUUGCUUGAAGAAUUUGAUACAAUCUCUUGAGAUUGCAAAGAAAAUUGCAGAGGAGGAAGAAAAGAAAAAAAUUGAGGACGAGGAAGCAAAACUAAACACAAAAAAACAGGAAUUUGUUCAAGAGGAAGAAAAUUUGAAGACUAUUGAAAAUUCUAAGGAAAAUGUUAAGGAGAAUGGUUUCAGCCAUUAACUUGGACUGUGUAAUAUUAAUAAUGUUUUGAAACUUUUUAAUAAAACCAUAUGAAUUAUGUAUUAUGUUGUUCAUAUUUGUACUCUUGCACAUUUUUGGGGCACAUCACAUAGUUGAGAGGAUCAUGAUGGCCUA